AUGAGCCAAGAUACACGUUCGUACGCGUCAAAUCAGCUUCCAUUUGGCGAUAAAGUUAAAGAAUUUAUCGAUGAUCAGAUUGCGGUACUUACAAAACCGGUGGACUGGAAUGGCAAGAUUCUCGCAGGUAGCACGAUGAGCAAGGAGACAGUAAAAGCGAUUUAUGAACACGUGAAUUUAGAAAGAGACGUCGUUAUUUCCACUCAUUUCAAUCAGAUUGCUAAAAUGUCUGUCGUUGAGCAAUUGACAGAAAUACAGCGUGUUAAAGAGAUUGAUGAGAAGGAGAGACGCGAGGAGGAAGACAACGUCAUCUUCAUCGAUAAGGGAAAGAGUAGCCUGUUGGCUGAGUUCCCGCAGCGGUGGCCUGGCGAUGAGCAUCACAGAGAUUCACAAGUAAAAAGAUAUGAUCAGAAGAUGUCAGUUUACAAGAGUAACCUUAAGCUUAUCAAUGACCAGAAGAAUAAGAUCGCAGAGUAUAAACGUCUCUAUGAGAUGUUAUCCAAAUUAUCAGAUGAAUCCAUCGAGCUGAAUUGCGAUGUAAUGGAACAAGAUACCUUUGAAGAAAUCAAUGACAGGCUCGAUGACAUGCCCAAUCAAGAUAUUAAAUCAAUCUAUACCGCCAACCACUUGGAUCUGUUGUAA
Messenger RNA from Wallemia ichthyophaga EXF-994, 642 nucleotides. RefSeq lists its product as uncharacterized. NCBI's taxonomy places the organism in Eukaryota, Fungi, Basidiomycota, Wallemiomycetes, Wallemiales, Wallemiaceae. The record is from RefSeq and is a predicted model, not a curated record. Bases 1 to 642 code for a protein of 213 amino acids. Gene Ontology annotation, cellular component: Mis6-Sim4 complex. The transcript has a single exon.